UUGUUUUUAUAAAACCUGGGCCCAUAGAAACUUCGUCCAACAAAAAUCCAAGUAAUUCUUAUCAUCCAUCGCAUUUGUUAGAACGGUCCAAGUCAUGGUCCUCACAGACCCGAAAAAGGCUAAAGCCAUUGGCCCAGACCCUUGUAUCAAGCAAAGCCCGAUAUGCCUCUCUCAAUGGGUGCACGCUUGGACUGUGUUCCCUUCUUGGCUAUGACCCAGAAUCACCGCCCUAAGAAGCCCAACAACAAGAAAAACAUAGUUGGGUUUGGUGGAGGGAGGAAGGAGGUGCAGUGGAAGUGCAUUGAGGGUUGUGGCGCUUGCUGUAAGCUCGACAAGGGCCCUUCCUUUGCCACUCCUGAAGAGAUCUUCGACGACCCCCAUGAUGUGUCUCUAUACAUGAGUUUCAUUGGUCCAGAUGGGUGGUGCAUACACUAUGAGAAAACAACUCGAAAAUGCUCCAUUUACUCUGAGAGACCAUAUUUUUGUCGAGUGGAACCACAAGUAUUUCUCACCUUGUAUGGGAUAAAUGAGAAGAGAUUCAAUAAGGAGGCAUGUGGCUUCUGUAGGGACACCAUCAAAGAUAUUUAUGGGGCAAGGUCGAAGGAGUUGGAUAACUAUAAUAAUGCUAUUCGGAACUCAAAAGGCUAGUUAGAUUUUAGUCACAAAUUUCUCUUAUCUGAGAUGGAUGAAUUUUGGAGGACAAUGAAGUUUAUUAUUUACUCAGGCAAAACAGUAGUCUGUAGAUCUGCACAUACAUCUAGUUUCAAUUGGAUUAUUACAUUGGAUCCCCUGUUCUCCAGUAAGUUUUGAUUUCUGGAAGAGAAUUUACAAUGUAUGUAGUGUUUCUGACUUCUCUUUAUUGUUUGAAAUUCUAAUGCCAACUGCAUGUGUCAUGAGAUCACGCAGU
Amborella trichopoda is the source of this 907-nucleotide messenger RNA. RefSeq names its product zinc/iron-chelating domain protein. The record is from RefSeq and is a predicted model, not a curated record. Lineage: Eukaryota; Viridiplantae; Streptophyta; Magnoliopsida; Amborellales; Amborellaceae.